Linum trigynum is the source of this 273-nucleotide messenger RNA. NCBI's taxonomy places the organism in Eukaryota, Viridiplantae, Streptophyta, Magnoliopsida, Malpighiales, Linaceae. The record is from the annotation of a GenBank genome assembly.
AUGGUGUGUACGAAAUUCGGAGCCGUUCUACUCGUCUUUUGCCUGCUUUUCUCGGCUUCUUUCGACGCGGUCCUCGUUGGAGUCAAUGCCCACAGGCGGAGCCGCGCGACGCCAAUUAACCUGAGCUUCUACCCUUUCCCUGUCGAGCAUCACCAUCGACCGCGGGAGGAAGAGAUUGGGGGAAGAGAUUCAGGGCGGCGGCGCGGCGGCCUCCAUCCCUCCUUCUUCGACGAUUUUAUUUUUGAAGAGUUGGGUGAGGAGAGACGCGGGUGA